UCGACAUGUUUCUGAUUCCUCGGACAGACCAGCACACAGCACGCAGACACACACGAACCCCUGAGAGACACGGAGAUACGAGCAGCAGACAUGACUAUUGUGAUUGGGUUUGAGGGCAGCGCUAAUAAGAUUGGUAUCGGCAUUGUGAAGGAUGGGGAGGUCCUGUCCAACCCUAGACGUACCUAUAUCACUCCACCCGGUCAAGGUUUCCUACCAAGUGAAACAGCUAGACAUCAUCGCGGUGCAAUUCUGACUGUCCUCCGAGAGGCACUGGAUGAAGCUAGACUAAAACCUUCCGAUAUUGACUGUGUUGCAUACACCAAAGGCCCAGGGAUGGGAGCCCCUCUGGUUACUGUGGCCUUGGUGGCCAGGACAGUUGCCCAGCUGUGGGGGAAGCCACUGGUGGGCGUUAACCACUGUAUUGGGCACAUUGAAAUGGGCCGACUGAUAACUGGCGCAAACAACCCUACAGUGCUAUAUGUCAGUGGGGGCAACACUCAGGUAAUUGCUUACUCUGAAAGACGCUACAGGAUUUUUGGGGAAACAAUAGACAUUGCUGUGGGAAACUGCCUGGACCGCUUUGCCAGAGUGAUCAAGAUAUCUAAUGACCCUAGUCCUGGCUACAACAUUGAACAGAUGGCAAAGAAGGGCAAGCAGUAUGUGGAGCUUCCGUACACAGUGAAAGGAAUGGAUGUUUCUUUCUCUGGGAUUUUAUCGUUCAUAGAGGAAGCGGCACACAAGAUGUUGAGCUCAGGACAGUGUACAGCAGAGGACCUAUGCUUUUCCCUGCAGGAGACACUCUUCUCUAUGCUGGUGGAGAUCACGGAACGGGCCAUGGCUCACUGUGGCUCUCAGGAGGUCCUGAUUGUGGGAGGAGUUGGCUGUAACCUCCGUCUGCAGGAGAUGAUGGGUGUGAUGUGUGAGGAGAGAGGUGCACGGCUCUUUGCCACAGAUGAGAGGUUCUGCAUUGACAACGGGGCAAUGAUUGCACAAGCUGGCUGGGAAAUGUUCCGUGCGGGUCAGAUAACAGAGCUGCCUGACUCCUGGAUCACGCAAAGGUACAGGACAGAUGAAGUCGAAGUCACCUGGCGAGACUGAGAUGUUCAAAUCCAAAUGGAAAAUAAAUAAUUACAAAAAAAAUAA
Molecule: messenger RNA, 1143 nt
Organism: Astyanax mexicanus (Mexican tetra)
Lineage: Eukaryota; Metazoa; Chordata; Actinopteri; Characiformes; Acestrorhamphidae
Product: O-sialoglycoprotein endopeptidase
Exons: 12
Coding region: 91-1098 (335 amino acids)
Biological process (GO): tRNA threonylcarbamoyladenosine modification
Cellular component (GO): cytoplasm; EKC/KEOPS complex
Source: RefSeq, a predicted model, not a curated record